Molecule: messenger RNA, 417 nt
Organism: Trichechus manatus latirostris (Florida manatee)
Lineage: Eukaryota; Metazoa; Chordata; Mammalia; Sirenia; Trichechidae
Gene: FAM162B
Product: family with sequence similarity 162 member B
Exons: 3
Coding region: 13-417 (134 amino acids)
Source: RefSeq, a predicted model, not a curated record
AAAGGGCACAGCAUGCUCGCGGCCGUCAGGAGCCUCCGGUGCCUCCGCCUGGGGCUCAGCGUCCGCUGCUCCCCGGGGGAACAUCUAGAUGCCGCGCCGCGGUUCUUCGCGGCUCUCCGGCCCCGGGGCCUCCCCCGCUACUCCAGCAGCCGGGCCCCCAGCGACUCUGGGCCCGAAGGUCCCGGGAAGGUUCACAGGGUCCCUGCCGAGCACAGACCUUCGCAAUUCGACAAGAAACUCCUGCUGUGGACUGGGCGUUUCAAAUCGAUGGAGGAGAUCCCGCUUCGGGUCCCGCCAGAAAUGAUAGAUGCUGCAAGAAACAAAGCUCGAGUGAAAGCUUGCUACAUAAUGAUUGGGCUCACAAUUAUUGCCUGCUUUGCAGUGAUUGCGUCAGCCAAACGGGUGAGUACCUCUUAA